AUGUCUAUUAUUGUUCAAUAUUUUAAUACAAAAGAUUUUAUUGAUAGACAAACAUUUGAACAUAUUUUACGAAGUUCAAAACUUUUAAUGAAUAAUACUUCUCUUAAAUCUCUAUGGAAUUUAUGUCAACCAUCUGAUGAAGGUGUCUCUUAUAGAAUAUUUCUUCAACAUUUUGCACCAUUUAAAUUAGAAAAUAAACAGUGUAGAAUAUUAAAUUAUAGAACACGUAUUUAUGAUAUAGUAAAAUAUUAUUGGCAGAAUAUAAAAAAUGAUUUUUCUUGUCUUGAUCGAUAUGGACGAUUUUUUAUUACUAUUGAUCAAGCUAUAAAUUUAAUGAAAAAAUAUUCUUUUCCAUUAAAUGAUCAACAACAAUAUGAACUUGCUUUAUUGUUUUCACCAAAAAAUAAUGGACGAUUUAAUUAUUUCGAUUUUAUGCAAUGUUUUACUAAUCAAUCAUUAUCGAAUCAAUAUAUUUUUUCUCGUUUCACAUAUAUUGUACAAUCAAAACAAUCUUGGACAGUUUUACCGAUUACAAUUGAUGGUAUUUUUAAUCGGAUUCGUUCUCAAUGUAUAUCAAAAUAUGAAAGUAUUUAUAAAAUGUUUAGAAUAUUCGAUAAAAAUCAUCAGAAAUAUUUAACAAAAAUUCAAUUAAAUCAAUUACUUAAAGAAUUUAAUAUUCAUCUUAAUGAAGAAGAACUCUAUCAUAUUCUAUCUGAAAUUGAUAAAAAUCAAGAUGGUCUUAUAUCGUAUAAUGAACUCUAUGAUUCAUUAAUGACUAAUGCUUUACAAAUUUGA
Messenger RNA from Adineta steineri, 795 nucleotides. NCBI's taxonomy places the organism in Eukaryota, Metazoa, Rotifera, Eurotatoria, Adinetida, Adinetidae. The record is from the annotation of a GenBank genome assembly.